Filobasidium floriforme is the source of this 2233-nucleotide messenger RNA. RefSeq names its product kinase-like domain-containing protein. Gene Ontology annotation, molecular function: protein kinase activity; ATP binding. The transcript has 5 exons. Gene Ontology annotation, biological process: protein phosphorylation. The record is from RefSeq and is a predicted model, not a curated record. NCBI's taxonomy places the organism in Eukaryota, Fungi, Basidiomycota, Tremellomycetes, Filobasidiales, Filobasidiaceae. Bases 128 to 2008 code for a protein of 626 amino acids.
AUCAAAGGCAUAAUUAAUCAACGAACAGCUAUUGCUCGUGUGCACUACCAUCUGGGCUAGGCAAAACUACUGUCAUUACCAACACCUAGACACUAGAAUUCGCAAACAAGAGUGUAAAGGCAGGAGGAUGGACGCCCCACCCCCAAGGAAACCCGGUAUCAAGCUAAAGAUCCCAGCGGGUAACGUCCCGAGCAGCUAUAACGCUUACCCUGGACAACCUCAAGACGAAGAUGCAGGAGGGUGGAGUUUACGACCUCCUCCUAUACCUCCCCGACCUGGUCAGAACCCCAGUACUUCGUCUUUAUCUACCACGGACAGAUCAGUGGCCCCUUCUACUCCAUCCGCAUCCUGCUCCUCAUCGGCUUACCCAGCAGUGAUGGCGACCCCCCCUCCCCGCCGCCCGAUCCUCAACGCAAACUCGUCCAACGCAUCAUCGACGAGCGUACCCAAACUCUCACUCGUCACUUCCCGUUCUUCCCCUGCCCCACCCCUUUCACUGAACACCUCCUCGACAUCAGCAUCAACAACAGCAUCAGGGUCGGCACUCAGGGCCGAGGCAGGGGCGGGAGCAACAGCGACCCCGGGCAAGAAACCCGGUCUGAGCCUGAGUCUGAGCAUCCCCACGCCCGGUUCAAAACCAGGUUCUGCGGGUCCUAGUCAUCCUUCCCCUGUAUACGACGAAUUCGGAGGGGUACAGACCGCUUAUCACGGAGGUCUUCGGACGCCUACUACCACUCGCGCUCGGAAUGGGGAUGGUGGGUACGAUACCACAGCGACGGGGCAGACGACUAUCGGUCAGAGGACCGGUAAUGAGUCUAGUUAUGGUUAUGGUUAUGGGGAAGAAGAUGAAGGGCAGAAGACGAUCAAGGGGAUGACGGCGGAUCUGAAGAACGCGCUGAGUUUGAUGAGGAUCACGCCUACCCCUACUCCUGGAGGGUCGGCUAGAGGCAGUUUGGACGGUGGAGACGGUACCAUAGACGGAGGGCAGGAAGGGUACGCAGGGUCUGAGGGGGGCAGCAGCGGAGUUGGAACUGGACCCGGGCUGGGGAGGAGUACGAGCCGCGGGUCCGCAUCUGCGGGGAAUGCGGGACUCGUCAAGGCGGGUAGGGACGCUGUCGAGGACGAGCUGGAUCCGAGAAACUACGAGACCUUGAUGAGACUCGGAGAGGGGGCAGGUGGAGCCGUUGAAAAGGUCAAAGAUAAGAGGACGGGCAAGAUCUUGGCCAUGAAGGUUAUUACGACCUCGCCCAAUCCGGCCAUCCACAAACAACUCUUGAGAGAGCUUCAAUUCCUCAACGAAUGUCAAUCCCCUUACGUCGUCGAGCACUACGGCUCUUUCCUGACCAGCUCGGAUACGUGUAUCGGGAUCCUGAUGGAAUUCUGCGAAGCCGGCUCGCUCGACACGCUCGUCCGUAAGAUCACCCGCAGAGGGGGGCGGACGAGCGAAAAGGUCCUGGGCAAGAUUGCCGAGGCCGUCUUGGGCGGGCUAGACUACUUGCACGAGAGGAGGAUCAUCCAUCGGGAUAUCAAGCCGAGCAACAUUCUGGUCACCAAGGCGGGGCAGGUCAAGUUGUGCGAUUUCGGCGUGAGCGGAGAGUUGGUGGACAGUUUUGCCGGGACGUUUACGGGAACGUCAUUUUAUAUGGCUCCCGAACGUAUUCAGGGUCUCUCUUACUCGAUCAAGUCGGACAUCUGGUCGCUCGGUUUGACCUUGCACGAGGUCGCGCACAACCGGUUCCCCUUUCCUCCCGAGGGCGAGCCGCCGCUAGGUGGACCGAUCGAGUUGUUGAAUUUCAUCGUCGCCCAGCCUGUGCCCCGGUUGAUCGAUUCGCCCGAGCAAAAGAUCGUGUGGACCGACGGAGCGCAGGACUUUUUGGCUCAAUGCCUUAUCCGAUCGGCCAACGAGAGACCAUACCCUCGAGAUCUGCUGAAACACCCCUGGAUCCUCGAGAGCUCGAAACGAAACGUCAACCUGGCCAAGUGGGUCACGGCGAUCCACGGGUGGUGAUCCUCUCGCCCCUUCUUGCACGAUACCCUACCACGAUUCCCGAACGCACCUGCAUACAUACAUGAUAGACGACGAACACUUAAUUUAUGACGAUCGCGAUACCGAUACAACUAUACUUAGAUAUACAUGUCAACUUUGCCAACAUUUUUCAUCAUAGAGACAAGUCGUUUUUUCCCUUGAUCGCAAACAAACAGUGCCUACCAGUGAUCUCUCUUUCUACUCAGC